Molecule: messenger RNA, 1242 nt
Organism: Aspergillus melleus
Lineage: Eukaryota; Fungi; Ascomycota; Eurotiomycetes; Eurotiales; Aspergillaceae
Exons: 1
Coding region: 1-1242 (413 amino acids)
Source: RefSeq, a predicted model, not a curated record
AUGCCGAUCACGUUAAAAGAAAACGAUGUUGGUGUCAACCUCGAGAUUGCUGCACCUCCCGGAUGGACCUUUGGCGCAGGUGACACCAUCAUCGGAAAUGUGGUGCGUCGACAGCCCAUCGUGGCCCCCGAAGCCACCGUGCGACUAGAGCUGGUGGGGCGCGUCAAGACCAAAAUCACCGUCAAGCGCGGCAACAACAAUCGCAGCGUGUAUCGCGGUCGAUGGGACCUUCUCGGAGUGACGUCGCAGACCCUCUUUCGCGGCCCGCUUCAUCUGCCAGAAGAGAGCGAUGAAAGCCUCACUUGGCCGUUCGAGGUUACUAUUCCGUCGGGUCCUGCGUCGUCCGUGAUGCUGGGCCAUGAUCAGCAAGAAAGCUUCCUGCCGCUGAAUCAGGAGAGCGUCGCGUAUCAGCCGCUACCGGGGAGCUUCUUCUCGAGUCGGGUCGGCUGGAAUCACACCUCCGAGGGUUUCGUCGAGUAUUAUCUUCAAGCUGAACUGCGGUUUAACCGUGGCGGGUCAUACGACACUCUUAAUGCCACAACUCCUAUCAUCUUGCGCCAACCACCUGCCCCUCUCUUGCUCGACUACGACAUCUUGCAUAGACAGCUGCCAAAAUCGGUGAAGAGCCAGAGACUCCUACCUGGGAUGGAAGAUGCCGAUCUGUCAUUCAAGCAAAAGACACAGAAGCUGUUCGGGUCUUCGAAAGUGCCUGAAUUCCACUUCAUCGUGGAUGUUACAUUCCCGCGCCGAAUACAAUUCGAGAAUCCGGUGCCUAUUCCAUUCGCCAUAGGUAUUAGGCCUGACCCCGAGCGCACAAGCGACAGUAUCCAAGACGUCACAAAGACCAUCCAGUUGAACUGGCUCCGAUUGAAAAUCAAAAGCACGACCAUGGUCACCGCGCCCGGGAACUUCAGUUCAUCGCCUCAUUAUGAUGAUCAAUCUUGUGAUUACCAUCUUGGGCUAGAAAGGCUGUUUUCCAAACUGGAACACCCUGUUGCCUUCACCACUGGGAAGGGCAAUGAGCCAGUCAAUAUUGGCGAUAUGCUUCAACUUGUUCUUCGCCCGGAUGGGUUGUAUGCUCAAGGAGCCCGUCUCGCUCCUGUAUCUGGGAUUCAGCCGGAUUUCGUGACGUAUAAUAUUCGGCGGAGUAAUGCGCUAUCGUGGGAGAUAUCCUUGACCGUGGCGGGAGAACUCCUGACGAUGAAGGGAUCAACUGAGCUGCAAUUGUUAGCGGCCAGUUGA